GAGGAGACCUGCUUGGACAUACUGCUCAUUUUCACUGGGUCACUUAGUGUUUAUAACAUUGACCUCUUGGAAGGGUAAUGCAGUUGAUUGUUACUCACUGAAUCUCUAAUUUAUUUCAGUUUGACAGUUCUCCAGGCAUUAGAGGAUGGACUGAAGAGAGCAGAUACGGAUCCUUCAGUGAAAGCUAUUAUGAUUUGUGGAGAAAAUGGGAAAUUCAGUGCAGGAGCUGACAUUCGAGGAUUUUCUUCUCCGAAAAGACGUGGUAUUGCCUUGGGCCCCAUUGUCUCUCUCAUAGAAAAGAGUGAGAAACCUGUGGUGGCUGCCAUUGAAGGCGUUGCCUUGGGAGGAGGCCUGGAGGUGGCACUUGGCUGUCACUAUCGGAUUGCACAUGUGAAGGCACGGAUGGGUUUACCAGAGGUCACCAUUGGGCUACUUCCAGGUGCUGAAGGCACUCAACGACUACCCAGACUGGUUGGGCUACCAGCUGCUCUGGAUAUGAUCACUACAGGAAGACACAUUCCAGCAACUGAAGCACUGAAGCUGGGCUUGGUUGAUGAAGUUGUGGAAGAAAACACCGUUGAGGCAGCAGUUCGCCUGGCAAACAAAGUGAUUGGCCAGCCAUUGGGACCCCGCAGGCUCAGCCUGAAGCCAGUUCCAAAACUGCCCAACAUGGAAGCAUUCCUCAGCGAGGCUAUUGUAAAGGUGAAGAAACAGGCCCACGGGUGCCUGGCUCCAGAGCUGUGCUUCCAGGCAGUCAGAGCUGCCACAGAGCAGCCCUUUGCAGAUGGAGUCCGGAGGGAGCGAGAGCUGUUUAACAUCCUGCUGACUUCAGGCCAGGCCCAAGCACUGCAGUAUGCUUUCUUUGCGGAGAGAGCAGUGCAGAAGUGGACAACACCAAGUGGAGCUUCAUGGAAAACUGCUUCUCCUCAGCCCAUCCACAAAGCAGCUGUGAUAGGGCUGGGAACAAUGGGCCGAGGCAUUGUGACUUCUCUGGUUAAGGCCAACAUACCUGUGGUAGCCCUGGAGCAAGAUCUGGAGUAUCUGAACACGGGAAGAAAAGCUGUGAUGUUCCUUUUGGAACGUGAGGCUAUGAAAAUGGAGCAGGGUGCCCAAACCCUGGAUUUCCAUAACCCUACACGUCUCCAGUUCACUGUGGACUUUGAUGUGUUGAAUGAUGUAGAUCUAGUCAUUGAGGCUGUGUUUGAGAACAUGGCACUGAAGAAGGAAAUAUUCCACAAGCUAUCGAGAAUCUGCAAGCCAGGGGCCUUUCUGUGUACAAACACAUCAGCCCUGAACAUCAAUGAAAUAGCUUCUGCCACGAGCCGCCCACAGCAGGUCAUUGGCACACACUUCUUCUCCCCUGCUCAUGUGAUGAGGCUACUAGAAAUAAUCUAUGGCCAUCACACAUCCCCUACCACCAUUGCCACUGCUAUGCAGCUAGCCAAAGUCCUGAAAAAAGUUGGCGUGGUGGUAGGGAAUUGUUUUGGGUUUGUUGGGAAUCGAAUGAUGUUUCCAUAUGUGCAGCAGGCAGUUUUCCUUUUAGAGGAAGGAAGCAGACCAGAAGCAGUAGAUCAGGUUAUUGAAGAUUUUGGGUUUAAGAUAGGACCUUUCCGAAUGUCUGAUCUUGCUGGGCUGGAUGUAGGCUGGAGGUCUCGAAAGGGCCAGGGCCUCACUGGGCCCUCACUACCUCCAGGAACACCUGCCCGCCAGCGACAUGGCCAUCGCUACAGCCCCCUGCCUGAUCUUCUGUGUGAGAAUGGCAGGUUUGGCCAGAAAACGGGAAAAGGCUGGUAUCAGUACGAGAAGGCUGGGGGUAGGACAGCCAAGCCAGAUCCAUGGCUUCACAACUUUCUGUCCCAGUACAGAGACACCCAUCGCAUCAAGACCCACUUUAUAGACCAAGAGGAAAUCCUGGAGCGGUGUUUGUUUUCCCUCAUCAAUGAAGGGUUUGACAUCCUGGCUGAGGGAAUAGCAUCAGGCCCAGAGCACCUGGAUGUAAUUUAUAUCAAUGGCUAUGGGUGGCCAAAGCACAGGGGUGGCCCCAUGUUCUAUGCUUCCACCGUUGGGCUCCCUCGUGUUCUGGCUAAACUGCAGAAAUACUCGGAGGCCCACCCUGAUGUUCCUGGGCUAAAGCCCAGUGCCUUUCUGAAAAAGCUGGUAGCUAUGGGGAACCCCCCCCUCAAAGAGUGGAUGUCCUACCUCAGCCGGCCAAACAACAAGCUGUGAUUUUGUCAGUGCCUGUUAUAUAUGGUCAGUGGAAGCUGAUCUUAUGAAACAGGUGCUGUAAUUGCACCGUCUUCUCCAAUCAAAAGUGCUACAGGCUCGUAAACAAUGUCACUGACCUUCCUGGGCCUUUGCAGAAAAUAACUUUGUCCGAUGAUUAUCUCAAGCCCCGUCUUGCUGCAGAUAACCACUGCCAUCACCCACCCUUCCUUCUCAGCACCAGCCUCACCCACCUUCUCUGCACGCUGCUGUGUAAAGGCCCGUCUCAUUUUGCUCUGCUGUCAGGUCGUCACAGCUGUACAUCUCUUCCAGUCUGUCUUUGUUGAAGGGAGGGAGCAGCAUCCCCAGCCCACAAAGAGAAUCAUGGUGGGAGGUAAGAGAGAGAUGACCACAGUUCACCCAAGACUGGCUGGAUCUGCCAGCUCCUGCCUUAAAUCUGUUUCCCAGAUUGUUCUGGUCUCUCCUGUGCAGCCCAGCACCACUGGCUCUCCCAGAGACAGCCAGCUGGAGCCUGCUCCCUUCCUGCUGCUGGGGAAGAGAUGGCACAAGGGGUGCAGCCCCUGUCAGAGGUAAAGUCAAAUGAGUUAGAGAGAGCAGGUUUGGGCAGAGAGCAAGGGACAGGGCUGGUACCGUCCCUCCUCCCUGCUGCAAAGAUUCUAAUAAAUGACAGAAAAGCCACAGAUACCUUGACCUGACUAACUGCCCUAUGGUGUUGGCUCACAACUGACCUUCUGCAUCCAUACUCCAUCUUCCAUUAUCAUUAUCCCCACCUGGCUUUGUCCAGGCAGAAACAUCUUCUGGCAUCUCUUAAGUGUGGAUAUGUGUUGCCAUCACUCACUUUAUUUUGCCUGCCUAUAGGUACCAGGUCUUGGGGCUCAGCAUGCUCUAAUUGACCAGACUGAAACAUGGCCUGGCUCUUACCGGGUUUUCACAUGGCAGAGGGUACGCUGAGAAGCGCAUGGCUUAAGCUGUGCAGGCAGGAACGUGGCUGCAGGCAGGCAGGGAGCAGCAGAUCUCUAGCAAAGUAUGGGGACAGUGAGCCAGACUAGCUCCAGGCUUGAUGCUUUGUGAGCAAAGUCUCCCAUUUCUUCUGUCUAGUUAAUGUAUCUUCCAGUCUGGUGUGGUGAUAGGUUGGUUUGAGUUCCCUUCUCAGGGACACUGGGUGUCUUAACUUUUGCUUUUUAUUUUAAUAAAAGUGCUUUGAUUAUC
Molecule: messenger RNA, 3432 nt
Organism: Athene cunicularia (burrowing owl)
Lineage: Eukaryota; Metazoa; Chordata; Aves; Strigiformes; Strigidae
Gene: EHHADH
Product: enoyl-CoA hydratase and 3-hydroxyacyl CoA dehydrogenase
Exons: 6
Coding region: 190-2226 (678 amino acids)
Biological process (GO): fatty acid beta-oxidation
Cellular component (GO): peroxisome
Molecular function (GO): NAD+ binding; (3S)-3-hydroxyacyl-CoA dehydrogenase (NAD+) activity
Source: RefSeq, a predicted model, not a curated record